Candidula unifasciata is the source of this 1487-nucleotide messenger RNA. Lineage: Eukaryota; Metazoa; Mollusca; Gastropoda; Stylommatophora; Geomitridae. The record is from the annotation of a GenBank genome assembly.
CUGCACCAUGUGCUGCUGUCACUGUUAGCGAUGGACAUGUUAUAUGUGUUUGUAACAGCACAUACUGUGAUACUGUGCCAUCUGCAGACAGACUUCCUAAAGGGCAGUUUGUUGUAAUUACAUCCACUAAGGAUGGCCAGCGGUUUAAUACAAAAGUGUCCCAGGCCAGCAGUAACACAACAACUGAUGCUAUAUAUUAUGUGAACCGGACUGUGGAACGGCAGACCAUCAUUGGCUUUGGUGGUGCAUUUACAGAUGCAGCAGGCAUCAACAUUGCUCAGUUACCAGUAGAUGUGCAAGAUCGCCUCAUUAAUUCUUACUACUCUAAAGAUGGAAUUGAGUACACAGUCGGAAGGGUACCAAUGGCCAGCUGUGAUUUCUCCACUCGAGAGUACUCCUAUGAUGAUGCGCCUGGAGAUUUCAACUUAACAAAGUUUUCAUUAGCCGCAGAGGAUAAUCAGUUUAAGAUUCCGUUCAUUGAGAAAGCUCUGAAAGUGAGCCCAAAUCCAAUCAAGUUAUUUGCCAGUCCAUGGAGUGCUCCUGCCUGGAUGAAAGACUCCGGUAAAAUGACAGGUGGCUCACUGCUGGGUCAACCAGGGGGCCAGUACUACAAAACCUGGGCCAAUUAUUUUGUCAGAUUUCUAAAAGAAUACGCUAAGAGGAAUAUUACUUUUUGGGGACUAACUGCUCAGAAUGAACCUCUGGAUGGUCUACAAACAAAUUUCUCUUUCCAAGCAAUGGGUUUCACCCCGUCACAGCAGCGGGACUUUAUCAAGAUGGAUCUUGGACCCGCCUUGAAUGAAUCUGGGUUUGGUAACAUCAAGCUCAUGAUUCUUGAUGAUCAGAGGCUGAUUGUAACCUUGUGGGCCAAAUCUGUCCUGUCUGACCCAGAGGCUAGCAAGUAUGUGUCAGGAAUAGCCAUCCACUGGUACAUUGACAGUUUCAUUCCUGCAAGUCUUCUCGAGGAGGCUCACAAUUCUUUUCCUGACAAGUUCUUGUUUGGCACUGAAGCAUGUGAGGGGUCGAUGCCUUGGGAGCAGAAAGUUGAUUUAGGAGCCUGGGAAAGGGCUGCAUCCUAUGCACAUGACAUCAUUGUGGAUUUGAAUAGCUGGGUGACCGGCUGGACUGACUGGAACCUAGCCCUGGACUUGCAAGGGGGCCCCAACUGGGUAUCCAACUUUGUUGACAGCCCAAUCAUUGUGAAUGCUUCAAAUAAAGAGUUUUACAAGCAGCCAAUGUAUUAUGCCCUAGGACAUUUCAGCAAAUAUUUGGUACCAGGCUCAAUUUGGAUUGGAACUCAGGCACAGAAAGACAAUUCCCUUAUUGAACUCACAGCAUUUCUCAGACCAGAUAAAUCAAUUGCUGUUGUUAUUCACAAUUUGGGCUUUGAUGCUGUUGAUCUGGCUUUAGACGAUGGCCUCACUGGAUACAAACAAGUAACAAGCCCAGGGAACUCCAUCCAGACUGUCAUAUGGUGGCUUACGUGA